Didymodactylos carnosus is the source of this 1311-nucleotide messenger RNA. Lineage: Eukaryota; Metazoa; Rotifera; Eurotatoria; Philodinida; Philodinidae. The record is from the annotation of a GenBank genome assembly.
AUGACACAGACACAUAAGACUUAUCAUCGUCAACAACGUGGUUCUCCCCGAAGACAGACAUCGUCAUCACCUAACGAAACAUAUCAAAUGAUUGUGUUAAGUGGAGGAAAAGUUUAUGGCAUUCUCCCAGAUCCAGCAAACAACAAUAAUUCACAUACUUCUGAACCUCGAUUCGUGGAUGUUGUCGUAGCUGGUACGAAAAUUUUAACGUUGUUAGAACCGUCAAAGACACAUUCAUUUAUCGACGGUCUUCGUAGUAACAGUAUUAAAGUCUUAAGAAUUAAUGUUGAAAAUCAAAUUAUUAUGCCGGGAUUAAUUGACGUCCAUGUACAUGCUAUCGGUGGGGGAGGGGAACAAGGUCCAUAUUCAAGGACACCCGAAAGUCGUUUAUCGCAGCUCAUAUCAGCUGGACUUACAACCAUUGUUGGCAUACUUGGAACAGAUGGUAUUACCCGAAGCCUCUUGUCGUUGUUACAAAAACUGAAAAGUCUUGAAUAUGAUGGUCUUUCAACAUUUAUGUGGACAGGUAGUUAUCGGAUGCCAAUUGUAACAGUGACUGGUUCACUUCACAGUGAUUUGUUACUCGUUGACAAAGUCAUUGGUGCUGGUGAAAUAGCAUUAAGUGAUCAUCGAAGUAGUUGGCCAAAUUUCGAUGAGCUUGUCCACUUAAUCAGUGAUGCAAGAGUCAGUGGAAUGUUGAGCGGGAAAGCGGGUGUCAUUCACUUUCAUUUGGGUUCAUCUCCAUCGAGACUUGAUUUACUUUGGAAAAUACUGAAUGAAACAACAAUUCCCAUAAGACAAAUGUAUUUGACACAUAUGGCAUCGAGAGGAGAGCUGUUGAUUGAUGAAGCUAAACGAUGGUUAAAACAAGGAGGAGUGUGCGAUUUUACAGCUGAUUCCGAUGAACAAAAUGAAACAGCCACAAUUGAUACGUUGAACACAUUCAGAAAUCAAAAGCUCCCUCUCUCCCAGAUAACUGUUUCAUCCGAUGCUUAUGGGUCAUUACCGGAAUAUGAUAGAGAAGGACGUUUAAUUUCGUAUGGUAUGAGUUUGCCCGUUUUCACAUUGAAAACAAUCCAAAAUUUAGUUUUAAAAUAUCAAUGGCCAAUUGAAGAAGCAAUACAAUUUUCAACUGCUAACCCAGCCAAGUAUUUGAAUUUUAACAAAAAAGGUUUCAUUGCGAUUGACUAUGAUGCUGAUAUUCUAAUUUUAAAUCAAACAGAUUUAACACCAUUGUAUGUUCUCGGCAAAGGACAGAUAUUGAAAACACCAACAUGGAUUAAACGGGAUAUGUUCGAACACAUUAGUUAG